UCGCUCCGCUCAUUCAUUCAGCCGGUGUCGCGCGGACGAGCACAAUGUCAUAGCACGGCUGGCGCGCGCGACGAGCCACGGAACGCCCACUUAUCGCCUCACUGCAGCGUUAACGCGUUAUUAAUGGGACUCGCGCGACUGUUUGAGUAAUUCCUGCGGGUUUUUGGUUGCAUUUUGGGGAGCAUUGAAGCCGCGCGCGCGUGAAUCACCUUCUCCAGUUUGGUGCACCGGACCGACCCAUGAUGUGAUUGAAAGAAACCCAACUCUGCCUGUAGGGGGAGACAGAGAGCUUGUUCCAGUUUUAUUAUUUUUAACAGAAUUUUCCGAGGAUGGAGUUACAACACAGCUCUUCGUUUGGACUUCGUUCCAAAUUAAACUCCAGGAUCGUCGCCUGCUUGUGGUUUUUCACGUCGUCUGUUUGGCCGAACUCUUGCUUCGGACAAACCACGAACACUUUCCAGUCAGACCGGAGGGACUGGAGCUUUAGUCACCUCGCUGUCCACCAAUCAACUGGUACAGUUUACGUAGGCGGAGUCAACCGCAUCUACAAGCUUUCGCCCGAACUCAAUCUUCUGGUGACCCACAACACCGGGCCUGAGCAGGACAACCAGGCGUGCUACCCCCCUCUGAUAAUGCAGCCGUGCUCUGAACCGCUGUCGUACACCAACAACGUCAACAAGCUGCUGCUAAUCGACCACUCGCAGAACCGGCUGCUCGCCUGCGGGAGUCUUUACCAGGGCGUCUGCAAGCUGCUGAGGUUGGACGACUUGUUUGUGCUGGCAGAACCGUCGCACAAGAAGGAGCACUACUUCUCCAGCGUGAACCGUACCGGCGGCAUGUGCGGCGUCAUCGUGAGCCACCGUGAUUCCAGAGAUUCCCGAAGUUCCCGCGGAGAUGCGACGCUCUACAUCGGCACAGCCGUCGGAGGAAAGCAGGACUACUUCCCUACCAUCUCAGCUCGGAAGCUUCCGAGAGAUCCCGAAUCUGCUUCCAUGCUGGAUUACGAGCUUCACACGGACUUCCUGUCGUCACUAGUCAAGAUUCCCUCGGAUACGCUAGCUCUAGUCACCCAGUUCGACAUCUACUACAUCUACGGCUUCUCAAGCGGUGACUUCGUCUACUUCUUAACCGUUCAACCAGAGACUUCCGACGCCGGCGGUUCGCCCGCCGAGCUCUUCUACACCUCGCGCAUCGUACGACUCUGCAAAGGAGACAACAAGUUCCACUCGUACGUCUCGCUUCCCAUUGGCUGCGUCCGCAAAGGGGUGGAGUACCGGCUGCUGCAGGCGGCGUACCUGGCGAAGGCCGGCAGCGUCCUCGCCAAGGCGCUGAACGUGAGUGAACCGGACGACGUGCUUUUCGCCGUCUUCUCUAAAGGACAGAAACAGUACCAGAGACCGUCCGACGACUCGGCGCUCUGCCUCUUCACCAUCCGAGACAUCAACGCUCGCAUUAAGGAGAGGCUGCGCUCCUGCUAUCAGGGCGAGGGCAACCUGGAGCUCCACUGGCUGCUGGGGAAGGACGUCCAGUGCACCAAAGCGCCGGUCCCCAUAGAUGACCAUUUCUGCGGUUUGGACAUUAACCAGCCUCUGGGUGGCUCUGAGCUCGUCACUGGACACACCGUUUACACUGAAACGUCCGAGCGACUGACGUCUGUCUCCGCUUACAUCUACAACGGCUACUGCAUCGCCUUCCUGGGCACUCGGGCCGGAAACAUCCGGAAGGUGCGUGUGGAUGGGUCAGUAGGAGCUGUGUAUGAGACGGUUCGGGUGAUGAAGGACGGAAGCUCGAUUCUGCCGGACAUGGCCUUCUCCCUCAACCACCACCACCUCUACACUGUCAGCCAAACACAGGUGACCCAGGUGCCGGUGGAGUACUGUGAGCAGUACAGCAGGUGUGUGGAGUGUUUGAGCUCAGGAGACCCUCACUGCGGCUGGUGUGUUCUCCACAACAAGUGUAUGAGGCGGGACAGGUGUGAGCGAUCAGAUGAGCUGUUUCGAUUCGCUGAUGAGAUUGAGCGAUGUGUUAAAGUCACCGCCCACCCGGACAGCAUCGCCAUGUCCGAACACAGCGUACCGCUGCUGCUGGAGGUCAGUAACGUUCCUGAUCUCUCUGCUGGGAUCAGCUGCUCAUUUGGGAACCUUGCCGAGGUCGAAGGUCACGUGAACGAGAACAGGGUCAUGUGCCUCUCUCCGACCGCCAGAGAAAUCCCGGUCAUACCUGCAGAUCAAGACUGGUCAGGUGUGGAGUUGAAGGUGAUUUCUAAAGAGACGGGUCAGAUGGUGGCCAGCACUGAGGUCAAAUUCUACAACUGCAGUAUGCACAGCAUGUGUUUAUCGUGUGUAAGCAGUGCUUUCCGCUGCCACUGGUGUAAAUAUAGAAACACCUGCACACACGACCCGACCAGCUGCUCCUUCCAGGAGGGACAUGUCAACGCGUCGGAGUUCUGUCCUCAACUGGAGCGAGGGGGGGAGAUAGUGAUCCCGGCGGGGGAGAUCAGACCCAUCACGCUGAGGGCCCGGAACCUCCCGCAGCCGCAGUCGGGACAGAGGGGCUACGAGUGUGUCCUGCACAUCCAGGGGGUCAGCCACAGAGUAACGGCCCUGCGCUUCAACAGCACCAGCGUACAGUGCCAGAACAGCUCUUACGUGUAUGAGGGGUUAAAGCUCAGUGAGCUGGCUGUGGAUCUGUCCAUCGUGUGGAACAGCAAUUUCAUCAUCGACAAUCCAGAGAGAAUUAAAGUGCAGCUGUAUAAGUGCAGUGCUCAGAGGGAGAGCUGUGGGAUGUGUCUGAAGGCUGACCGACGGUUUGGUUGCGGUUGGUGUGCCGGAGAGAGCCGCUGCACUCUGCGGAAACACUGCCCCUCGCUCGCCGGGCGCUGGCUGGAGCCCUCCGGACACAACAGCAAGUGCACACACCCACGAAUCACAGAGGUGACUCCUCUAACUGGACCUCCAGAGGGUGGUACGUUGGUGACCAUUCGUGGUGUGAACCUGGGCAUGACCCUGUCGGAGCUGCAGGGCCGGGUGGAGGUAGCAGGAGUACCGUGUUCAGCUCAGUCUGAAGGAUACAUCACCGCUGAGCAGGUGGUGUGUGAGAUGGACUCUACAGCGGUCAGCAGUAGACCCGGUCCGGUUCAGCUGUGUGUGGGAGAAUGCAGGCCAGAACUCCGCACACUCUCCUCUCAGCUCUACACAUUUGUGACCCCCAGUGUGUUGGGGCUGACCCCGGCCCGUGGACCUGUUUCUGGAGGGACUAAAGUGACCAUAGUGGGGGAUCACCUGGACUCGGGCAGCAGCGUGCACAUUCGCUUCGGCAACGAAACCUGCGAGUUUUACAGGCGGAGCUUCAGUGAAAUCGUGUGUUUCUCGGCACCCUCUGUUGGCGGGGAGGGGUCGGUGGACGUGCGGGUCAACGUGGACCAAGCUGAACUCAGCAGCACACUGACCUUCCAGUACAUCGAGGACCCAACAGUACAGCGCAUAGAACCAGAAUGGAGCAUCACCAGUGGUCACACCACCCUGACUGUGACGGGCACUAACCUGGAUGUUGUGCAGGAGCCUCGAGUUCGAGUCAAAUACGCUGGACACGAGUCAGUCAAUGUGUGUAAAGUGGUGAACACUACCACUAUCAGCUGCUUUGCUCCGUCUCUGAUGGCGGAUCUCGCUCCGGGUCAGGACUCAGUAAAACAUGCUGAUGAGUUCGGCUUCGUCUUUAAUAACGUCCAGGCCCUGCUGACCUUCAACAGCACCAGCUUCAUCUACUACCCCAACCCCUCCUUCGAACCCCUCAGCCUGACUGGAGUCCUGGAGCAGAAACCCGGGUCACCCAUCAUCCUCAAAGGCAGGAAUCUGGUGCCACCAGCUUCUGGAGGAUCCAGACUGAACUACUCUGUUUUAGUGGGGGACACACCGUGUCCCGUCACCAUUUCUGAGCAUCAGCUGCUGUGUGAACCUCCUGCACUCAGUGGCCAACACAAAAUAACGAUUCAGGUUGGUGGUCUCCUGGUGUCUCCCGGUUCGGUUCAGAUCCAGUCUGACAGUCUGCUCACCCUGCCGGCCAUCUUCAGCAUCGCCGCCGGCGGAGGACUGCUCUUCAUCAUCGUCAUCCUUGUCCUCAUCGCUUACCGCCGCAAAUCACACGAGAACGACCUCACACUCAAACGCCUGCAGAUGCAGAUGGAUAACCUGGAGUCCAGAGUGGCUCUGGAGUGUAAAGAGGCAUUUGCAGAGCUGCAGACGGAUAUAAACGAGCUGACGAGUGAUCUGGACCGGGCUGGAAUUCCGCACUUGGAUUACCGCACUUACACCAUGAGGGUCCUGUUUCCUGGCAUGGACGACCACCCAGUGCUCCGAGAACUGGAGGUGGCAGGCUGUGGGCAGCAGCGUGUGGAGAAGGCUCUGAAGCAGUUCGCUCAGCUGGUGAACAACAAGACGUUCCUGCUGACGUUCAUCCGGACGCUGGAGCUGCAGCGCUCCUUCUCCAUGCGAGACCGAGGGUACCUGGCCUCGCUCAUCAUGACGGCCCUGCAGGCCAGGCUGGAGUUCGCCACCGACCUCCUCAAACAGCUGCUCUCUGACCUCAUUCUGAAGAACAUGGAGAGCAAAAACCACCCUAAGCUGCUUCUGCGCAGGACAGAGUCAGUAGCUGAGAAGAUGUUGACGAAUUGGUUUGCUUUUCUGCUUCACAAGUUUCUGAAGGAGUGUGCUGGGGAGCCUCUCUUCAUGCUGUACUGUGCUAUAAAGCAGCAGAUGGAGAAAGGUCCUAUAGAUGCCAUUACUGGAGAAGCUCGUUAUUCCCUCAGCGAAGAUAAACUCAUCCGCCAGCAGAUAGAGUACAAAACACUGACUCUGAGCUGUGUGAACCCCGAUAAUGAGAACAGUGCUGAGAUCCCAGUCAAAGUGUUGAACUGUGACACCAUCACUCAAGUGAAGGAGAAGAUUCUGGACGCCGUUUAUAAAAACAUCCCCUAUUCCCAGAGACCGCGGGCGGUGGAUAUGGACCUGGAGUGGCGUCAGGGUCGUACGGCGCGUGUGGUUCUACAGGAUGAGGACAUCACCACUAAGAUCGAAAACGACUGGAAACGACUGAACACACUCGUGCACUAUCAGGUUUCAGAUCGGUGUGUUGUUGCUCUGGUGCCAAAGCAGACUUCCUCUUACAACAUCUCUACAUCAGCCAGCUUCCCACGCAGCUUCAGCAGAUACGACACGGUUCUUCGCUCUGCGUCGGCUGGCAGUCCGGAGAGCAUGCGCUCGCGGGCCCCGAUGAUCACUCCGGAUCUGGAGAGCGGAGUGAAGGUUUGGCAUCUGGUCAAAAACCACGAGCACGGAGACCAGAAGGAGGCCGAACGCGGCAGCAAGAUGGUGUCUGAAAUCUACCUGACCCGACUACUGGCCACCAAGGGGACGCUGCAGAAGUUUGUGGAUGAUCUGUUCGAGACCUUGUUCAGUACAGUCCACCGCGGCAGCGCCCUCCCGCUGGCCAUCAAAUACAUGUUUGAUUUCCUGGAUGAACAGGCAGAUAAACACGGCAUCCACGACCCCGAUGUGCGGCACACGUGGAAGAGCAACUGUCUUCCUCUGCGCUUCUGGGUGAACGUGAUCAAAAACCCGCAGUUUGUGUUCGACAUCCAUAAAUCCAGUAUAACAGACGCCUGUCUGUCUGUGGUGGCUCAGACCUUCAUGGACUCCUGCUCCACAUCGGAACAUCGCCUGGGAAAAGACUCGCCCUCCAAUAAACUGCUCUACGCUAAAGACAUCCCACACUACAAGAGCUGGGUGGAGCGGUACUACGCUGACAUAAGCCGCCUGCCAGCCAUCAGCGAUCAGGACAUGAACGCGUAUCUGGCGGAGCAGGCUCGUCUCCAUUCACACGAGUUCAACAUGCUGAGCGCCCUGCACGAGAUCUACGCCUACGUCAGCAAAUACAGCCAGGAGAUAAUAGACGCUCUGGGGCAGGACGAGGUGGCCCAGAAACAAAGGCUGGCCUACAAGCUGGAGCAACUCAUCACUACCAUGGCAAAUGAAAGCUGAUCUGAGAUCAGAACUGGAGAACAGACAGACGCAGGUCAUCUUCUGAUCGGACGAGGGAAAAGUGACCAGCGGAGCACAGAGACACCCUUAAUCUCACCACAAAAAGAGGGAAUGAGCGCUGGACUUCCAGACUUUCCAGGUUUUACUGCUCACUUGGACAGCUCCAUCUGCUGCACGCUGGAGGAAAUGGCUUUAAUGGAGAGGCUUCUGCUACUGGAGCUUCAGAAACAUUCACAUUAACCCAGACAGAGUCAGAAGAAAAUGUCUGAGAGGAAAUAUGAUGGACAAGAGGUGGAUGAGGACAUGCGUAAUGAUGAAAAAAUAUUUAUUUAUAACUUCGUUACACCCUUAGGUCUGCGGAGGGGUCUGGUUUACAGUAUGCAUGGUGGAAAGAUGCCCCUAUUUAUGCAUUCAUAUUUGUCUGUGAUUUUUUUUUAAUUUAUGUUCAAUCCAUCCUGUAACCCAAAGCUGUUCUGAUCCUGAAAGUGGAAUACUAAUCCCAGCAGCAGUCCCACAUCCAUCGUAUUGCCAUGUGUAUGCAAGCUGUUUCAUUCCAACUGAUCAUUCUGCUGUACAACCAGUGAAUAAGCUCAGAAAUCAUGUAAAGGUAAAUCACAGGUGUUUGUGUGUGUGUGAGAUAUGUUAACAGAAGGGAGUCAAUUCUUUGUGUGAAGUAUUUUAUUUAUUUUAUGACAGAUUUAUGGUAUUAACUGUAAGGCAGAGAAAUGUGCAGUACCACAAUUCUCCCCUAGAGGUCACUGUUUACAUCAUUAUUACUAUACUUGAAAACAAAGACUUUUUAUCAACAGAAGCUCUUCUUCUUGUGUUGCUGUACCAACGAGCUUCCAACCUUUUUCCUUAUUUUUUGUUUUUAUACAUACAUUAUGAUAUGUUUUUUUUUUUUGUGUGGGUGAUUGUGUCUAUUGAAGCAUGCCAUAAUCACUUAAUUACUGUAAUAAUCCUGAUACUCAAAAUCUCACCAAAAUAAUUAUUGAAAAGGAUUCAAAUGUACAGUUUUACAAUUAAACACAUACAUACCCAUAUACAUACGUCCACACACCCAAACAAAGACACACAUCUGUAUAUUUGUCUAGCAUCCUCCCAUCCCGUUUUCACCACAAGAGUCAAUCUGUUGAUCAGAAAGUGGAAGAAAAAAAAAAAGAACAUUAUUUAAAAUAUAUUUAUCCAGUGAACUUGUGUAUUAUUUAGCACAUUUGUGUGUUUGCUUGUAUUCUUCUCAGAUGUGUGCCCCUCAUUCUGCACCUGUUCAGGUUUACGUUACCAUCCAGGCUGUAUUUUUUUCAUGCUUUUGUGCGCCGGCCACAGUUCAGCUAGACAGAAAGAUUUAAAGCUGCUGUAGCAGAUGAUGUUAAAUGUUUAACAGUAAAAAAGUUGAACACGGUACAAAAUGUAAAACCAAGCAAAGCCAGUUCAAGUCCAGAGUCUAACAACACAUUAAAAACUGUCUGUAUAAACAUUUUCCUUUUUUACAGCUGAAUAUUAUUGUGUAUUUAAAUUGUAAAUAGUAUACAUUCCUAUUUUACGAUGAUUCACUUUGUACUGUUGUAAUAAAUUAAUAAAUUCAACAAUUCAAAAUGCCCCAAUCA
Molecule: messenger RNA, 7642 nt
Organism: Astyanax mexicanus (Mexican tetra)
Lineage: Eukaryota; Metazoa; Chordata; Actinopteri; Characiformes; Acestrorhamphidae
Product: plexin-A2
Exons: 32
Coding region: 330-6035 (1901 amino acids)
Biological process (GO): negative regulation of cell adhesion; positive regulation of axonogenesis; semaphorin-plexin signaling pathway involved in axon guidance
Cellular component (GO): semaphorin receptor complex
Molecular function (GO): semaphorin receptor activity; protein binding
Source: RefSeq, a predicted model, not a curated record